CAUUUCAUGAUUGAGGGAAAAGCCUACAAAUAAUUUAAAAAAAGAGAACACAAUUUUGAACAAUGAAGAACAAAAAGAGGAACUCCGCAAGUCGUAACAAACGGUAUACAAAAAUAUUCUUUGUUAUAACGGAUGGCCAUUUCAGAAAAAGAUUUACCAAACACCGCACAAGGGCUGAAGUGAGAAAAAACGAGUUGCCACCAUCUAAAUGGCAGAAUUUAUCUUCAAGAUAUCCUUUGGCAACUAUACCAAGACCAACGGACGAAAGGCCCGACCCCACCCGCAAAUUGAAAAAAAUUGGGGAGCUCGUUAAGUUGCCGAGCAAAAGCAAAAAGUUUAAAAAACACGAAACUGGGAGAAAGGGUAAAUUGAAGAAAUUGAGUAAGAAAAAGGAUUUAGAUCAAGCCAGACCAUCAAUACCACGAAAGACACUUCAAAAAGUUGGUUCUACUGCAUCAAACGAUGCACCACCAAGUUGCAAAGAUGUUCAUAUAUCUCUUCCAGACUAUGAGCACAUGCCUAUUUUACCAAACGCAUCUCGUGUUACUGACGCGGGACGUCACUUGAACAUCUUCCAAAUUAUAACUAUCGUGAACAUGAUUUUUUCGUUAUUAUCUUCAGUCAUAUUGAUAUCUUUUUUAGAGUCCAGCAGAGAAGAUAUAUUGGAAAAUAACAAGGAUAUCAGUAAAAUGAAAAUCAACAUGGAACGAUUCCAAAGAGAUCUUUACCGCGAUGUUUACAAGAGAACAAACCCGUUAAAAUCUCAACUUUCUGUUAUUGAAGAAGACAUGUUGUUAAUUGCUGCUAAUUUAACGAAUUCAUCAAUGUUCAACAUAGAAGCACUUAGGUUUGAUACUGCCAAGAAGCUUAAUCUCAUGGAAAACAAUAUGUUAGAAGUGGAACAAAAUUUGAAAAAAUCAAAUCAGAACUUGAAUAAUUUAUUGGGUGGUGUUCAAUCAGAAAUAGGAGAAGUAAAACUUGGUGUCAGAAAUUUGUCGAGCAAUUCUUUGAGAUUUGAGAAUCAAUUAAAAGACAUUGAAAUUGAACAGGAAUCGAAUAAAAUGAAUAUAACUGUUCUUGUAGACACCAUUCAACAUAAAAUUGAAAGGCUGGAUCGAAACGUAACCAUGUAUGAGAAAAGUUUUCAAAUAGAGUUGUCUGAAGUUGAUGAAAAAGUAGAAAAACUUGAAAAUUUUCAACUGCAGGAAACAAAUAAAACUAAUAUUCUCCUACGGGACGCUGAGGAGCAGCAGAAAAUGGUUGAUCUAGCGUUAUCGAAACUUGAAACAACUGAAACUUCUUUGCUAAAUUUGAAGACUGAAAUAAUAGAUUUAUCGCAAUCGUUGUUCAUGAAUACAAAUAACUUAUCGUCUUUAUCAAAUGACGUGGAACGUUUUAGAAAUGAUUUGGAACAAAAGUUGGAAAACCUAACUGUGCUGUCUGAAAUACCAGUUCUUAACAGUGAACUGAGGAGAAUUAAAAGAGAUCUACAAGACGAGACGACAAAAGUUAAUGAGAACAAUAAAAGCCAUGGACAACAAUUAGAUUUGAUUAUGGAAAACAUCCACGAAAUAAACACAUCUGUCGUGAAGUUAGACAAAGAGACAAAGAACCUGUUGACAAUGUUAUCAUUUAAUGAUAAAAAAGUAGAUAAUGUACUCGCGGCAAAUAAAGUGAUAAAUGCUAGUAUCAAUGGAGUGACUGCAGAAAUGAAAAGUCGAAACGAUACAAUUUCAAAUUUGACAGAAUGGUUUGAUCAAAAUAACAACAGAGAUAAAUAUAUGAGAGAUGAAUUUGCACGAUUGCAAAAUGAGUCGGAAUAUUUCAAUAUCAGGAUACAAGACAUUGAAGCAAUAAUAGACUCGAAAGCCAGAUUGAAAGAAUUAAAAUCUCUCAGAGAAAAAAGAAAGCGCAUGGAAAAAUGGAGAAACCUGGAAAAACGAUACCAAAAUAUUACAAACUCCACAACAUCUUCUCUCAACAAAGAACAUAAAAAUCUGCGGAAUGAAGGCGUAGUUUUGUAUUCAGAAAAAUCGUUGGAAGAACUUGAAAACGCACUAGCAAAAUUAACCUCCGAUAUUGAUAAGAUAAAUAAUAAUUAUUCACGACUUUCUGAAAACACUAGCAAAUGUGAAAUACUUUUUGAAAAUGUUCAAAACUGGAAAGAAGUGACAAUGAAUAAUAAAGACAAUAUUGUAGAAAUAAAGAAGUCAAUGGAAAAUUUCAAAAACAGCGAAAACAUUGUUGACCAAUGCAUGGAACGAUUCUCAUCGGAUUAUUCUGAGCGGUUUGAAGAGUUUAAUAAGAAACUAAUGUCCGUGAAAAAGUUUGAAAAUUUACAUAAAAAUGAGUUGAAAAACUUUACCUCAAUAAUCAAUUCUCAAGCCCAAAACAUUGAGGAAUUGCAAAAUAAAUUGCAGGAAUGCACAAGUCAUACCGAAAAUAGUAUCGGAGAUAUGAAUAUAAAAAUUCAAAAUGUUAAUAAUCACUUGCAAGACUUUGAACAUUCCAUUAAUGAUUCUUUGAGUAGAGCGGUGACUAAGAUACAAAAUAUGGAAAGUUUGCAAAUGUCUUCGAAGAAAAAAUGGACGGAAAUAGAAAACCAAAUAACAAGUAUGCAAAAUCAAGAUCAACAAAAUGAAACUUCGCAACUAAUAAAUGAUGUAAAACUUUUAGAUGAUAAGGUCGAAGAUUUGACUGCCGAAGCUGAAAAAGUUCAAUCUGCUUUUAAAGAUUUGAUCUUGGAUUAUAGAGAUAUUAGAAACAUGAGUCACCUACUAGAAGUAGAACUUAAAAAAAAUAAAAAUAAUGUCGAAAACCAUACACGCACUUUUACAGAUGUAAACAGAAGAAUUGCUUCCUUGGAAGAGAAUCAAAUUCCUAAUGCAACGUUGGAAAAACUAAAAGCGGCAAUUAACAAUUCAAGAAAAGAUUGCGAAGCAAAAAUUAUUGAUGCAAUAAAUAUGCUAGAAAAAGAUAUAUUUUCAUCGUCUGAGAAAGUUCAGUCUGAAAUCAUAAAUAUAAAAAGAGAAUUGAAUAGUUUGGUAACAAACCUAAAUACAGACAAUGACCAGACAAUCAUGACAAUGACCGAAGAACAUCUAAAAAUUGAAAAAUAUUUGACUCAAGUCAACGGCUCUCUGGAUGCGAUGCAACUUGAUGUUAAUGGCAUUAAAAACGAUCUGGAAACAUUUCAGAACAUACGCCGUGAACUUGAUACAUUGGAUAAUAAAAUCAAAGUGUUGUCUACCAAAUUGAACAACGUAACUUCUAAAUUACAAAGAAUGCAAUUUGAUAUAAAUAGUGAAGAGACAUAUACCACUAACAUAAAUGAAAAUUCAUUCCGAGAACUGAAUGAAACGUGUUCAAACCUCAUGAAUGAAAUCGACUCAAUAAAGAAAAACUUUAAAGAGGACAGAACAUACGACGAACUCUUUUCAAGUUUGGAAACGUUGUCCAUCGACUUAGCAAAAACAAAUUAACGGUUAAAUAGUAUCGAUUAUAACACUGGUGAACUAAAGACAGAAGUAGUGAAUUUGAACACAUUGCUUGAUGAGAUAAUGACAAAGUAGGAUGAAUUAUCAAAUCUAAUUCUACUUGUGAAUUCACGUGCAAUUCACAUCACGAAACAUCAUACU
Molecule: messenger RNA, 3638 nt
Organism: Styela clava
Lineage: Eukaryota; Metazoa; Chordata; Ascidiacea; Stolidobranchia; Styelidae
Source: RefSeq, a predicted model, not a curated record